GUCAUGCUCUAGUAUUAACAUCGACGAAUUGGGGCCGCGAGCAUCGAAAAAAAGAAGAAUGUGAAAUGAGAUUAACAGAAAUUGUUUUAUUUUUUUUUAUUCCUUCCCGGACAAAUUUAAGAUAUCUGCGUAUAAAUUAAAUUAAACUUUGCGGCUUACUUCCGUUGCCUAGCGACAGGCGAACCGGCGAAUGACGAGCCAGAUGUUUGCGUCAUUCGCCAGACACACCGCCGAAGCGAGAGAGACCGGCCGCGCAUCUGAUCGUUGGACUGUUCAGGCACCCGUCUGCCUGUUUUUCUAUUUUGGGAUUUAGCCUGGUUUGGUGGCCUCCCGGCGAAUUAUUGCGUUCAUUCGGAACUUCGACAUGGCAGCACUGCACUAUUGGACUACGGCAAGGUACCAACCAUGGACGUCCUGCGCACCAUGCCGUGGCUCCCUGUACCUUCUCUGGCAGUGUCGUUCACCAUGUGCACUCGCAUGUACAAGCCGAAGUCGGCGCUGAACAUUGAUUCGAAGUGUGAAGACAGCAUGAUGCCACCGAAUAGCACAGCGGAAUUUUGCAGCUUCGGUAUAGAAGCUUACCGGUCCCCCAUGUUGAAUGUGAAACAACACACGAUAUACGCCAUAACAGGUGGACGACCCGACCUGCUGGCAACCUACGAUAACGCCGAUACCAUAAAUUGGAAGAUGUGCAGCGUCAAGAGGCGCUACCGCGGAAUCUCUCUCGGCAUGGCUCUAUUCGAUAUCGAGUGCGAAGACUGGGGCAACCUGUGCCACGCCCAUACAAGAGAGUUGGCAAACCAAACCAGAAUUCGUGCAGUGGUCGAUUACUUCCGCAACAAGGCGACCGUGAGGGUGCACUCGAAUGUCAACUGCCCUUGACUACACGAGAAAUAGCCGUGGCCUUUUCCGCUACCCGUCCACGAAGAUACCCCGUGUGAAUAUAGCUGUGUCGUGUUUGUGCCUCGCAACGCCAAAUGUGCGCGUAGUGAAGCAGAACAGUAUUUCUCAGGUAAUGUGAACCUACGCGCCUGAGGUAAUGCGAGGAAAUGCAGUUGAGUUUUCAAUAAAACCUAUCUGUCGUUUACUGUGUAAAAAUAUCUAGUGGAAAGCCUAAUCUAAUUUGUAAUUGUGCUCUUGGUGUUUUCGUUAUAUAAUUUCUACUUUGUAUUUUGAAACUGCGAUACACGUCAAUUUUUUUCCCCAUAAUUUCUCAAUACUGUUGGCAGCUGGUCGAAUUGGUGCAAGUGCAUUUCUAGGACCUACGUGGUAAAUGGACACAAAUUGAACUUGCUGUGGUGGAAUAGCGCGGAGAACUGGAUGUUUAUUAUUGCAUUUACAAGGAUAAUUCGCCUUCAAUAUGACAGACUUAAGUAAAUUAAGUAAGCGAAUGCAUCUUCGAGUUUCUUUGUUCCUUUACUGUUUAUGUGUUUUACUGUGUUGUUCGUCGCAACAAUGUUUUAUUGUAUAAUAUAUUUCUGUAGGAAAGAAUAAGUUUUGAUUCAUCUUCGGCUUUCUUGUGUACAUAUUUAUGGAGCGCACGGACCAUGCAAUAUUAGAAGAAAAGUACAGUUCUAAAGUAUCCUUUAGGGUCGCCAAAGAUAUGUGUCAUUUUCUCAGAAUGGAAUCAAGCCUAACGAGUGAAUAAGUAAACUAAGUGCUUCCCUGCAAAAGAAAGCUCUGUCAUACGUAAGACAUGGACACAGCUUGCAGCACUGUAGCCCUGUACUUAUGCAGUCGUAGUUCUUUUGUUGCUGCUGGUAGCGGCGUUCCCCAGCGCAUUACAACGUCGUUUAUAGGACCUGGAAUGAUUCGCUUUGAAGCCGUGUUAAUCGACUGUUUAGGUUUACAGACAGUUAGUUUCAAGGAUUGCUGGAGAUAUUUCAGACUUGGGGAAUGAGGUGACCCCGUAGCCUUAACCACAGGCCUCAGUCCUGGCCAGCAGCGCGCAUAUCACCUCGGCGGUUCCUGUGGAACAGCUUCUGAAACAGCUUCUUUGUCUGGAACAGCUUCUUUGUCGUUUAUAGUAUUGUUAGGAAAUCUGCACAGUUUCUCUCUAAUACAUGAAAUUAUCUGUUGAAAUAAACUUGGAAUUUCUUUCUUUUUA
Molecule: messenger RNA, 2107 nt
Organism: Dermacentor andersoni
Lineage: Eukaryota; Metazoa; Arthropoda; Arachnida; Ixodida; Ixodidae
Source: RefSeq, a predicted model, not a curated record